This is a messenger RNA of Jaminaea rosea, 1656 nucleotides long. RefSeq lists its product as hypothetical. The transcript has a single exon. Bases 236 to 1438 code for a protein of 400 amino acids. Gene Ontology annotation, cellular component: kinetochore. Lineage: Eukaryota; Fungi; Basidiomycota; Exobasidiomycetes; Microstromatales. The record is from RefSeq and is a predicted model, not a curated record. Gene Ontology annotation, molecular function: nucleic acid binding.
GGACCAGCUACUGAGUUCAAACCGAAAAGGAGAGCCAUCGAGAGGCCCAUCCUCAGGCCGUUUCGUGUCCGCCGCGAGAGUUGGUGUUGCUGCGAGUGACGGAGCGCACUGCCACGUGGGCAGCAGCGGCGCCCCCGCGACUCGCUAUGUCGCGUGACGCUUCCGCCCCUCUUCAACAACCACCAGCGCAACGUAUCCUCAAGAGCAGCAUACGAAUCGCCAAGAGCAGGAUGCUAUGCCUCCUCCUCCGGCGAAGCGUAAGCUCAUCGACCUGAUCAAGGAUGACGUCAGCGGGCGAGACGAUGCCGGACCAGGAUCAAGCCGGGCGCAGAAGCACGACGGCGAAAGUUCGAGCGCGACGGAUGAUGACGAGGAAGAGGACUUCAUGUCAGAUGCCCUGCUGCAGAGCGUCGAAGCAGCGACUGCUGAUGCCGAUCGUGUAAAAAAGAGCGGGCGGCAGCGCACAUCCAAUCAGCCCAAAUACCGGCUUAGCGAAAAGGAGUCUCGCUCGCAAGGUUUGGCUCGCAACCUCGCUCUGCCAUCUUCGCCGUCAACUGCAUCCGCAAGCAGCGGCGGGGGCGAAGAGAGCAAGGCCUUGCGGAUGAUGAAGUCGAUGGGAUAUGAGCCAGGGCAAGCAAUUGGUGCGCAAUCCCGCCCAGACCAGGCCUCGGCAUCCACCGCGACAUCUCGUUCCCUCGUCGAGCCCAUCCGCCCAGACGUACGCCGUACUGACCCAGCCUCACGGCGAGCAGGCAUUGGAGCCCUGAUCUCUUCCAAAAUCCUGGACCUCGCCGAGUCUUCUGCCGCCGCUUCGUCCUCUUCAGACAGUGUGGACGCUUACCGCUCCCGCUUCUCUGCGCAAGUCUCUACGGCCAAGAUCAACAAAACGCUCAAUGAGGCGAAGCGCAUCUGUCGCGAUCUGGAUCUCAGAGUCGGGAUCGAGUACCUACCUCUCUGGCUGCAAGUCGAGUGGUUUCAGCGCAGAGAAGAGGAUUUGGGUCCCAACGAGCGAGAGCUGGUUGGGAAGGCGAUGGAGGAGGAUGAGUGGCCUGAGAAUGAUGCAGCGAGAGAGGAAAAGACAGCAGACGGCGACUCGCAAGCUCAGGCUGGAAGGGGAGGAGAUGGUGACGAUCAAGAAGAGGCCAGACAAGACAGCAACUCCUCUUCAAUAGCGCGACCGCCUCCCCUCUCACGCCGCCGUGAAACCCGCAUCUUCCUCUCCCUACCGGUGAGUUCUACCUUCCAUGCUACUCGCGACUUCCGAGCUGAUCCCUUUCCUUCCCACUCGCUUCACAGCUCGACGCCCAACUCUCCCUCGUCCUCUCGCACCUGCGCGAUUUCCACCUUUACUGCCUCUUUUGCGGAACAGCCUACGACGACGUUGGCGAUCUCGAUACCAACUGCCCUGGCGAGAAGGAGGAGGAUCACUGAUUGUUGAUGUCGAGCAACAAAGCGAGCGGAGAGCAAGCAAAGCCUGAGCAAACCCAGAGGCGGGCGCGUAGCAUGAUCAGCUCUGCCGCUUCGUCUGCUGAGCACGGGACAUUGUACGCCACCUCCCGACCAAUUGGCGCAGUCUUCAUCCUGCGGUAGAGGAGGAUGUUCCUGUGCUUGUGCUCUUGGUUGUGGGUCGAGUCUUUGGAAGGGCGCCUGUACAUU